GAUUAUUUUUCGUAGCUGCUGCGGAAAGAUGUAUAUGGGUCCGGGAAACAAUCUUUGCAGUUGCCUAAAAGAAUACAUCGAGUUUUUGGACCGAAUGCCGCAAGCUCUGCGUGAGCGAGAAUUGGAAGAGUUUCUCGGCCAAUUGACUUCCCCUGACAGUUGCGAUGCUGCCCACGUGAAACUGAUUCUGUCCCUUUUGAUUAGUAGCAAGACGAAGUCCUUCAGUUUCGACAGGAUCAACAACUUGUAUUCGUCAAAUCCAAGCUUUGUGAUAGAGGUUAUAGAAUUGGUUUUGGACAAGGCAAAAAAAUUAAAAGCCAUCAAGAAGGAAGGAGAAGACCGUCCAAAUCCUCCGCUAUUGCAGCCGGAGGUUCUGUACGAAUUCCUCAAGUUGCGCAAGUUGAAAGAGCUGGAAAUCUGCAGUUUCGGCUUCAUCCUCUCUGAAUUGAUGGCGUUGUGCUGGGAAAUGCCUUCCUUGCGCAAAAUCUACGUGAGAAUCGCUGCCCAGUCCUUGGAAAGCAUGCAAACGCCUGAAUUUCUGACCACAUUCAAGAAAAGUUUCCGCCAACUGUCCGAGUUUCGGUUCACCUCGUUUUGGACCUGUGCCGAAUUUGUAAAAGCCCUGACCUUCUGCUGCAUCAAGAAUCUGCCAAACCUGGAGGCCGCCGGACCCCCUGACGUCUUCCUGGAUAUGAUCCAGGCUUGCCGCGAUCAGAAGAAAAAAUCGAGAAUCCGCCACUUGGAUUUCAUCAUUAGCAACCUGCGCGAAUUGGAAUCCGUAUCUCUGAAAAAAUUCCCACGAGUCAGAUCUCUCUGUGUGAAAUGGGCAAAUGGAUACGUGAGCCUACCAAACGGCGAUGAGUCUAAUUUGCCAAUCCUGAUGGGACUGAAAAAAUUGAACAGCCUGAAAUUCAUCAACUUGGAUUCGCACCUGAUCCUUCGACUGUUCCUGAUGGCUUGCGGCAAAAACCUGAAAUCCCUGUCUUUGGCGCCAGAGAAUGGUCAGGGUAGUGACAUGGAAUUGAAACUGGAAAUGAUCUACCAACUCUGUCCGAAACUGGAGUCGCUGUCCGUGCGGAGAGUUAAAAGCUUUACCUUCGACUCUCGUUGGUACAACAACCUGAAGUCCACCGUCAAGGAGCUCAAGUUGAGUCUGCGCCCAGGGGCACUCAAGAGAGAUCUACCCCUCUCAGACCUGAUGCUGCAGCCACACCUGGAGACAGUUAUGUUGAAGGGUUUCAAGGUCUCGAUGACCGAGUUGGAGCUCACGAACAAUCUGGUUCGAAACGGAAAAAUCUUGUCCAAACUCAAAUCGUUCCUUUUGGAUGUAUCUGCCGUUGAGCCUAAAAAUGCUCCAAUCCAGCAUAGAUUAUUAAGACAGCAUUUUGACGCAAAUUUGCGUUCCUGGAGGCCUGAAGCCUCGAUCGCUGUAUACUUGUAAUUUGUCAAAAACGAAGUGAAAUGCUGAUACGCUACGUACAAUUUAAGGGAGUGAAAUUGUAAAAUUUCAAGAUCAA
This is a messenger RNA of Cloeon dipterum, 1517 nucleotides long. RefSeq lists its product as uncharacterized. The transcript is spliced from 5 exons. The coding region runs from base 29 to 1441 and encodes 470 amino acids. NCBI's taxonomy places the organism in Eukaryota, Metazoa, Arthropoda, Insecta, Ephemeroptera, Baetidae. The record is from RefSeq and is a predicted model, not a curated record.